AAAGAUACUGUCUUCAAAAGUCCAGGAGGCAGUCCCACGUCUGCCAGGCAUUUUCCUCAAUCGUCUACACCUGCACCAAACGGAUUCAGCAUCGUCAUCAUGCAAGUAAGUAACUCUAUGUCAUUUCAUAUCAGCGUCGAGGAGAUCAUCCUCUUCGAUGGCUGGGUGGUGUCCGAUUGGCAGGGUGUCGUGGGUUCCAUGGUUGGAAUUAUCCUCAUGGCCGCCAUUUACGAGGGUCUUAAGAAUUACCGCGAAUACCUGUUUGUCAGCGCGUCUGCUCUUUACCAGGGGAAUGGGAAGUGUCCAACCAAACAGCCAUCGAUGUUCUCUGGGAUCCAUCUCUUCCAAACGUUCCUGCAUAUGAUACAAAUCGUCUUGGGCUACUUCCUCAUGCUGAUUUUUAUGACUUACAACGUGUGGCUGUGCAUCGCUGUCACCGUAGGUGGUGCCAUUGGCUACUGGCUGUUCGCAUGGAGAAAGGCCAGCAGUGACAUUACCGAUUGCUGCAAUUAGAGGCGACAUUGUGAAUCGCCUACUUUAACACAAAUACCGCUGAAGAUACAUGGAACACGUGGAUAUGGACAAACGAAGAAGGGAAUAAGGACCCGAUUCGCAGUACCAGAAUUCACUUCAGACUUCCUUCAAGGGCCGCGCGAUUGGGAAGAUUUACUAACCGAAAGAAACACUGUUUAAGAUCUGUAUUGAGCUCGUCUUGUCCGAUCUCGCUUGCUCGCGAGAAAUCUGGCGUGAAAGUCUAUCGCCUCGCAAUCGGUUAUUCAAUAAAAUUAUCAAAUUUCCAAUCAUAA
Messenger RNA from Diprion similis, 806 nucleotides. Its product is annotated as high affinity copper uptake protein 1-like. Gene Ontology annotation, biological process: copper ion transmembrane transport. The transcript is spliced from 4 exons. Gene Ontology annotation, molecular function: copper ion transmembrane transporter activity. NCBI's taxonomy places the organism in Eukaryota, Metazoa, Arthropoda, Insecta, Hymenoptera, Diprionidae. The record is from RefSeq and is a predicted model, not a curated record. Bases 100 to 513 code for a protein of 137 amino acids. Gene Ontology annotation, cellular component: membrane.